AUGACCAAUCUAGACACUUGCUAUGAAGGCCUCAAAGAGGCCAAAUCAUACUCUAACGUGGUCCAAAAUCUUUCUCCCAUAAUCUCAAAUGGUACAAUGUUUUUAAGCCUGUCUCUUGCCCUUUUUACUAAGGGUUGGGUACGCAAAACUAAUACAAAUAACUAUAAUGCCUUGGAAUUUAACCAUAUUAGAAGCGAAAAUAUUGAUGGUAAUAGUAUCAACAAUAUGAGGAAGUUGCUUCAACUAGGUGAGGCGGGGAUUAUUGUGAACAAUAUGGUGGUGGUGAAUCCUGAUGGGAGUGGGAAUUUUACCACUAUCAAUGAUGCAGUUGAUGCAGCUCCCAAAAACACUAAGGCAAAUUCUGGUUAUUUUGGAAUAUAUGUAGCUGGUGGAAUUUAUGAAGAGUAUGUCAACAUUCAUAGCAAUAAGAAGUAUUUGUUGAUGGUUGGAGAUGGCAUUAAUCAGACUAUAAUCACCGGUAAUCGGAGCGUUGGUGACGAAUGGACUACUUACAAAUCCGCUACAUUUGCUGUGGCUGCCGUAGGAUUUCUAGCAGUAAACAUAACCUUCCGUAACACAGCAGGAGCAGAGAUGCACCAAGCAGUGGCGCUUCGAAACGGAGCUGAUCUUUCAACCUUUUAUAGAUGCAGCUUUGAAGGGUAUCAAGACACAUUGUAUGCACAUUCUAUGAGACAAUUUUAUAAGGAAUGUGACUUUUAUGGUACUGUCGAUUUCAUAUUUGGUAACGCGGCAGCAGUAUUACAAAAUUGUAACAUAUAUGUUAGACAACCAUUAAAAGGCCAAUACAACCUCAUAACUGCUCAAGGCCGAACCGAUCCAAACCAAAAUACAGGAUUUUCAAUGCAGUGUUCCUCUUUUAAGGCUGCCGAUGACUUAACAUCUAGCGAUUUCGCCGUCAAGACUUAUCUAGGGAGGCCAUGGAAGGAGUAUAGAACAGUGUACAUGCAAUCUUUCAUGGAUAGUUUGAUUGAACCUGAUGGUUGGCAUGAAUGGUCUGGAAGUUUUGCACUUGACACAUUGUAUUAUGCUGAGUACAAUAACAUUGGACCUGGAUCUAGUACUGCUGAUCGUAUCACUUGGCCUGGGUACCAUGUGAUUAAUGAGACCAUUGCUUCUUAUUUUACUGUAAAUUAUUUCAUAGUAGGCAACUUUUGGUUGCCUUAUACUGGUGUGCCUUAUACCUUAGGUUUACUUUGA
Molecule: messenger RNA, 1218 nt
Organism: Beta vulgaris subsp. vulgaris (sugar beet)
Lineage: Eukaryota; Viridiplantae; Streptophyta; Magnoliopsida; Caryophyllales; Amaranthaceae
Product: probable pectinesterase/pectinesterase inhibitor 7
Biological process (GO): cell wall modification
Molecular function (GO): pectinesterase activity; pectinesterase inhibitor activity
Source: RefSeq, a predicted model, not a curated record